AUGACUAAUCAAUUUAAUACCGAUAGUCAAUUUAUGACUAAUAAAUUUAACUCUAACAUUAAUGACCACCAAAACUUAUCCACGUAUCCCCAAUACAACAACCAACAAUACGGUCAACAACAAGACAAUGCCUUUGAAACGGCACAAUCUAAUAAUUACUUUAAUAAACCAACAACUAAUACUAAUAAGCCAAUUAUAGCAAAUACAAAUCAAGCUGAAUUAUCUGAUUUCUUUAAGAAUCUAAAUAAGAACAUACCUUCAUCUAGUUCAGGAGGAUUCAAUUUUGGAAAUGUUAACAGAUUCACACCAUCACCACAAAAUAAUCUUGAUGCUAGUAAGUUCAGAAAUUUAUUUAGUGAACCAACAAGAGAAGUAAAUCAAUUUAAUAAAGCUAAAAUAGAUAUGGCAAGUUACGCAUCUAUUAGAAAUAAAAAUCAGAACAACAAGAAGAAUGAGUAUGAUAAUGAAGAUAAAGAAGCAAGAAACAGGUUUAGAAGUAAUUUUGAAUAA
Molecule: messenger RNA, 510 nt
Organism: Hepatospora eriocheir
Lineage: Eukaryota; Fungi; Microsporidia; Hepatosporidae
Source: the annotation of a GenBank genome assembly